ACCCGUAACACCCCACCCCACCCCACCCCACCCCACCGGUCUCUCGCUUCAAACCCUUCUCUUGAAUCCGUUCUCCUGGACUUCUAACUCCUCUACUCGAAUCCGAGUCCCGACUAUUGUUGUGUUUCGGAAAACCCUAUGUGAGGGAUUUGACUUGCAUCAGAAUGUUGUUCAAGAAUUCGUCUGCAUAUCCUCAUUAGGGAGACACGAAGCAGAUGUGGGAUAUGAAGAGAAGGCCUCACUUUCUUCUGGGUUUUGACCCGUCGCUGUUCUCUCAAAGACUGAGUAUACCUCCUAACUUUGUGAAGCAUAUGGAAGGAAGAGCUCCGGGCACAGCACUCUUGGUUGGUCCUAGUGGAAAUAAUUGGUUUGUUGACUUAAUCCUGGUUGAAAAUGGCCUCUUCUUUGACGAUGGAUGGACUGAUUUUGUUAGAGAUCACCUGCUCGAACAGGGAGAUUGUAUGGUUUUUAGAUACGAUGGAGAUUUGCAUUUCACAGUGCAAAUUUUUGACAGGAGCAUGUGCGAAAAGGGAUCUGCUUUUACUGCUGAAAGCUGCCAAGAUUUAAGCAAAUAUGACGGUAAUUUGGUGAGCAAAAGAGACAGGGAAAGGGCUCUCUUGGGUUGCAUAAUGGAAGGUGCACCGAAAAGAAUGAGAUGCUCACUAAUGCAAUCUGAAAGCAUUUGCAAGGACCCGGAAACCUGCUCAAAUGGGCAUACUGGAGAAGAGUGGGUGCAACUGGCUGAUGGCCAGAAUAGCUUGAAAAAUGCCGUGACCGUUGCUGUACCUCUUACAAUCUUUCCACAUGACAAUCCAGAUACAUCUAUAAGAAAUAGAACCAUCACACCAGAGAUGCUAUUAUCAGCAUCAGAAGCAGAGAAGAUAGCCCAAUCGUUUGCGUCUUCUUUCCCCUAUUUUACAAAGGUUAUGAAGAGAUUCAACAUAAGUGGUUCGUACACUCUGAAUGUCCCUUAUCAGUUUGCAACAGAACACCUGCCCAAAUGCAAAGUAAAGAUUGUGCUUCGUAACCUAAAAGGAGAAUGUUGGACAGUUAAUUCCAUUCCCACAACAAAAGUUCAAACAUCGCAUACAUUUUGUGGAGGGUGGUUGAGUUUUGUUCGUGAUAAUGAUGUUGGUCUUGAAGAUAUCUGCAUCUUUGAGCUUGUUUGCAAGUUUGAGCUACGAGUCCGAAUUCUUAGAGUACGAAAGGAGGGGAGGGAUGGCCAUGAUGGCGAGGCAAUUCAUGUAGGGAGAAACAACGCUUGCACUACAUCAGCCAAGAUUUCUAGACGCAAGUCUAAGAAAACAAGUGAUAGUGCUCAAAAUAUCAAGGGACCUGGACUUUGUUUUCAACCUAACAAUUUCAUCACUGAAUCAGAGAUGCACAAAAGAUUUGGUUCUCUUGAUAAACAGAUCUCUCACACUAGAGGCUGUAUGUCAAUGAAGUCAGCACCUGAAGAAAAGAUAGCUGCUCAGUAUUUCAGUUCAAAUUUUCCUUACUUUGUGAGAGUAAUGAAAAAAUUUAACAUCAGUGGUUCAUACACACUGAAAGUUCCCUAUCAGUUCUCUAUGGAACACUUGCCGAACUGCAAAACAGAGAUUGUUCUUCGUAAUCUAAAUGGACAAUGCUGGACUGUGAACUCUGUCCCCACUUUUAAGGUGCAGACGUUGCACACUCUCUGUGGCGGAUGGAUGGCUUUUGUUCGUGACAAUGACAUCCAGAUGGGAGAUAUAUGCAUCUUCGAGCUAAUUGGGAAGUGUGAAAUGCGUGUCCACAUUUGUGGAAUCGGGAAGAAGGGGUUGAACUAUCACAAUGGGACAAGAAAUCCUCCUAUGACGUGAAGAUCCAAAAGAAACUAGAUAUUGUGUUCACAUCCAAACUAUCGCGGUGAGCACUUGUUCUGAUCGAUACAUUCUAUUGAUGUUUGUGAUGCAAAAUCGCCCAAUUUGCUGGCAUUGAGUUUCAUUGCAUAGUGCUGCGAAAUUCUAGAUUAGCAUUGUGAAUGUGUCGUUCUUUUUUGAGCAUGCGGUAUCUGCAGCGCUGUGGAGCUCUGGGACAAAGUGAUGGUGGUUGAUCCUUGGGAAAUGAAUAAUAGUGCAAUGUUUGUUAAGGUUUAUGUAUGUAUUAAUUAUGGCAUUGUUGUGUGUAAAUUUUGUGGUGGAUAUGAUUGAUUGAUGAUGAAUGGAGAAAGAAUGAGCGAGUUAAGUUGAAGCUGUGUCUGGUUCUUGAAU
Molecule: messenger RNA, 2231 nt
Organism: Andrographis paniculata
Lineage: Eukaryota; Viridiplantae; Streptophyta; Magnoliopsida; Lamiales; Acanthaceae
Product: B3 domain-containing protein Os01g0723500-like
Exons: 6
Coding region: 216-1841 (541 amino acids)
Molecular function (GO): DNA binding
Source: RefSeq, a predicted model, not a curated record